AAUGAUAACAUAGGGGCAGAGAGAGAGAGAGACCAGACCAGCUCUGGUAACAGGGUAUAAAAGAGCCAAAACGAAAAGGAGACAAAGUACACAAGGGGUCAACUUUCCUCCGUCCAGUGACAACACCACCGCUGUACAAUAUGUCUCAGCUAGAGGUAAAGAAGAAGAAGCGUCCAGUUAUCAAAGAGGAAGACCUGAAAGGAGCCCGCAAUAAACUGGGGAUGAAGGGUGAGGCCAAGAGCAAAACAUAUGAAGUCAUGGUCGAGUGUGAGCGCAUGGGGAAGGUUGCACCGUCUGUAUUCAGUGGAGUACGAUCAGGAGCUGAGACAGCAUUUGAGAAACCCAAGCCUCCAUCAGGAAGCGUGUUUGCCAAGUGAGAAGUUGAGUGGAGAGAUGAACAAAUAGACUCUUGUUGUAUGUGUUUUAUAAACAGUAUGUCUACGAUGGCAUAUGCCAUAUAGGUUCUUGACUAUAAUGGGGUAAUUUUGUUGUGUAUAAUUGUAUUUUUUCAGUAACAAUACACUACAAUGAGAUGCAUUUGUUAACAUUAAUGUAUUAGGUAUCAUGAACAAACAUUUAACAAUAUAUAUAUUUUUAACAGCAUUUAUUAAUGUUUGUUAAUCAAAAAUACAUUGUUUAUUGUUAGUUCAUAGUGCAUUAACUCAUGUUAACUAAUACAACUUUUGAUUUAAAAAAAAUUUAUUGGUAUGUGUUGAAAUUAACAUUAAGAUUAUUAAAUGCCGGAAAAGAAUUGUUCGUUGGUAGUUAACAACAUUAACAUGAACUAAUGUUAACAAAUGGAAUCUUAAUGUAGUGUUAUCAUUAAUUUUUUUACUGUUAGCUGUUGUUAAAGCAUUCAUUGUCCUUAAAGACCUGUCUGAACCCUUAUGUCAAUUUCUAAUGUCUUGUUUUGUAUAUAAAAACAUUUCUAAAAUUGCCAGUCACCAAACAUAAUUUCUGUCAAGUCGUGUACAAAUAUGUCUGUCAUUUCAAACCAAGUGCAUGACACAGUUUACAGAUGCUCAUUCGUUAAAAGAUGUAGCCACACCAAGAUGUAUUUCCUUACCCAGAUUACGGUUGAACUUAUUUAUGAAUGUUUGUUCACUAUAUCCAUGAGAUAUGUUUCAACAUCACACUCCAAUCUAAGGGUCAUCAUCACUGAAGCAUCUCACACAGUAAUUCACAAAUUUCAGCUAGUUAAGACACCUGGGGAAUGACAAACAUCUUCAAAAAGGACAUUCAACUGUAAAUGACUGAACUCAACUUAAUGAAUAAACUUCACACAAAUCACCAAUUAACAAUUUUU
Messenger RNA from Xyrauchen texanus (razorback sucker), 1306 nucleotides. Its product is annotated as musculoskeletal embryonic nuclear protein 1-like. Bases 141 to 377 code for a protein of 78 amino acids. The transcript has 3 exons. Gene Ontology annotation, biological process: tissue regeneration; chondrocyte differentiation; chondrocyte proliferation. NCBI's taxonomy places the organism in Eukaryota, Metazoa, Chordata, Actinopteri, Cypriniformes, Catostomidae. Gene Ontology annotation, cellular component: nucleus. The record is from RefSeq and is a predicted model, not a curated record.